Molecule: messenger RNA, 1597 nt
Organism: Ectocarpus sp. CCAP 1310/34
Lineage: Eukaryota; Phaeophyceae; Ectocarpales; Ectocarpaceae
Source: the annotation of a GenBank genome assembly
AUGGGGGAGGCUAAAGUUCAUUUCUUGCACCAAGAAGAGUUGCUGGAGUGCCUCCGGCAGGCUAUGGAACAGAAGCUGGCGGGCGCGAACCAGUCCAGAACCUUCUACAGUCAGGUCAUCCUUCCAGACAUGGACUUCGGCACGCCUGAAACCACCACAACGACGGCCGCAGCCGGGACCAGCAGCAAGAAUCCCGGGGACAGAGGGGAUGCAUCCCCGGAUACCGAAGGCCCCACUCCGCCUGAAGGCAGCGGCGGCGGCGGUGGCGCCUCCGCUAGUCAGCGGUUAUCGUCCCGCCGCUCCCCGCCCGCCCCCCGCAAUGUCGGCCUCGAGGCCAUGGUAGAAAGCGACGAAGGUGACGAGGAGGAGGCAGGGGGCGACGCUGGAUCAUCUUCCGGGGAGGGNGACAACGUGGGCCAGGAGGAGGAGGAGGGGAAAUGUUCCGCCUCGGUGGCGACUAGCGGGGAUCGAUCACAAGAAAAGCCGAGUGCUGGCAACGGUACCGGCGGCGCGGUGGCAGCAGAGGCGGAACGCCCGGACGAGGAAAAAACGCCGCAGACGAAGCCUAGUAGCAACAACAAACAGAACAAGAUGAAACCGUCGAAAAGGAAGAAGCAGGCCAAGCCGUUCGCGGGCAUAAGCAAGCUCGGCGGCCCACACCAGAACUGCAACUGCUGCGGAGGCAGGGCCCCGCGAGGCCCCGACGGGUCCAUUGUUUUGACGCAGGGAGCGGGUGCGACUGGCGGCAGUAGCAGCAGCAGCGGCACCCCCGGGGAUGGUAUCGAUGGCGUCCCCUACCGAGGAACCCCUUCUUCUCAGGACAGCAGUAGCAGCAGCCAGGCGGCGGCGGUGAGAGCGCAGCAGCAGCACAGGCGGCCGGACACCUUCGUUGAGACCAGCGUCAAGUACAACAGCGUCCGCUCGCUUAUCGCAGACUUCAAGACGCAGGCGAGUGAGACAGGGCUGAAACCUGAAGGGCGAGGUGGGGGGAGUCGUGGAGAUUUUCGGUUGUGCGUGGAGGCAUGCUCAUGGUUGUGCGCGCACAAGGGACUGACGCAGAUGCUCAGGAAGUACUCCUUCGUGGGCAUGGUCGACUUGCACCUCUCGCUGCUCCAGUUCAACACCAAGCUCGUGCUCGUCAACCACACGGCGCUCAGCACACCAGAGCUUCGUUCGUAGCUUUUGCUGCCGACCGCUUUAAUUUUGGUCACUCAAGUUCUCCCGUAAUGGGUUCAUAGCUAAUUUUCCGUCCCCGCCCCAAGAGGCCUCCGGCGACAAAACGUCAGGACACCACUACUACUCGAGACCAAAGCUACAGCACAAAAAAAAAUGAUGUGUCCCCUCGAGAGAGGAAACGCCUAUGACAUGGUAGCUGGCGUUGCUUGUGUGGCUUUCUUCGUGCUCGGUGGUGUAGAGCUGGCGUACAGUGGGCGAAAACACGACGCCUUCCCGCCCCCCUUGCCCGUACCGUAAGCAUGCGACGCGGCACGUUCGGCACACAGUAGCUGUGCAUGAUAAGUAGCAAACAAGGAACAAACUGCACCCCCCCCGGGUCUUUCUUCGUCCUCUCGAGGGCACAUGGCCAAUGGUCUAACCG